CUGGGGGAGCUUGAUGAGACAAGAGCAGAACUUGGCAGAACAGAACUGUGCGUCUGCCGUUCUGUCCAGAGAAAGGCAGCCGCGAUUCAGCUACUGGGGUCAGGGAUCAGCACUGCCAAGCCGCUGAUCACCAGCACCGCACUGGCAUGGACUACAGACCAGUUCCUGCUGUGGCACAACAUCCUUGAGAAGUUUUGGUGGGCAAGGACUGCUCUGUACCUCCCCUAGCAAUGGAUGUAAGGAGCAACUGCCACGGCUUCCAGCCACUCAUCUGCUCUCUCCUGCCCUGGGCAGCUCUGCCUGCGGGUGAUGCAGCAGUAAGGACUGCCCAGCUUGAGAGUGCAAGCAAACGUCAUGCCCAAUACUGUGCCACCACGAGGGAGGAUGCAGGUGAGAGUGAGUAUGUGGGUGGCCCACGUCUUGCAUGAGCAGCUGCCUCUGCUCACCUGCACCCUCCCUGCUGUCCCUCCCUGAGAGAGAGCGCAAGCCGGCAGAAGCUGCACCUUACUCUGGCUCUCCUUGGGCCCAAUCCUCUCCACCAUGUUGUCCAGAGAGCGAAAGUGCCCGCAGCCUCCAAUCCCCCCACUCUCUGGUGGCAGCGAGGACUAGGAGGCAGAGAAGUGCCUCAUGACCGUCGCCAGGGCGCCAGCUGCCCGAGGGCCCCAGGGGCCUCCGCGCCGGUCCCAGGGGCGGCGCCUGCGCCGGCUGCUCGGCUUGGCGGCCGGGGUGGGGUGCGGCGAGGUCCCACCCGUGGCUCUUUCUCUUGUCUCUCGGGCGAGCCCCGCCCUGGGGAUCAGGUGACAGCGGAGGCUGGAAUUUGACACCAGACUCUGCCAGCCGCGGAGAUGGAGCCGGUGCUUUUCUUCCUGCCAGAGGCCGCCUGUCCCGGAGCCCGGCCGGCCGUAGGUCCGCUUCCCGAGGGCCGAGCGCCCCGCCGGGUCCCUGCCUCGCCGUGUGCGGUGAGUCCGGCCCGGCGUGGAGGGGGGUCCCGGGAUCGGGGCUGCCCUGCCAACUCCGGCCCGGACGCCAGCCGUUCUAACCCGAUCUUUCCCCGCAGGGGGGCGCUGAGCCCACCGGGCACCUGCCGGCCAUGCAGGCGACGUGAACGUCGGGCGCCCGAGGGAGCGAUCCCGGCGGGGCCGGGCUAUGGCCCCCGGGGCCGGGUGAGCGCAGGAGCCGCCGAGGAGCCGCUGCCGCCGCCGCCGCCGCCGGGAGGUAAGGAGGGGGCUGGCGAGCUCGUGGUCCUCGCGGGGAAAGGGCUGUGGGUGUGCGCAGUUCUGUCCCAGAGCGGGGAGAGGCGAAAUCUCUGGCCGUCGGGAAGAGAGAAGGGGCGCGGGGGCCCUCCUCUUUGCUCCCUCCCCGGUAUUCCCCGUGGCUCUGACCAGGCCGCCGGUGACCGUGUGUCUCCCGUGCAGGGAGCGGAUUCGAUGCCCUGGAAGGCCCGGUACCCGAGGGCAGAGGGAGGCGCUUCCCGGCCCGGAUCCUCGGAGCAUGGUCCCCGGAGAGCCGCGCGCAGCAGGAGGCGCCCGAUCUGCCGAGACGGAGCGCGCGGUAGGAUGGAGUGGAGAGUGGAGGGGCCAAGGCACAGAUCGGACAGAUCUCCCUCUGCCUACAGGAGUUUGCCUGUCCAACAAGAGCGAUACAGGGAGCGGGGUUUGUGGGGUACAAUCACCCUGCUAUCAUUGUUUGCUGGUGCAGUCAUGGCAACCCCGCAGACCUGGCACAACAACCAGACAUUGGGAGCUGCCUCUGAUGGAAGCAUGGGCACUGCCAGCCCUGCCUCUCUGGAGGAAAACAGCAGGGAAGCAUCAUCACUGGGCACAUGGAGCCACUGGCACGGGGGAAACGUGACCAUAGACAGGCUGAGCUCUUCUGAACUGCUCAGGGCUGAGCGCUCCCCAGCCAGCUCCAGCAAGGCCAAGAAAGGAUCCAAGAAAGCUGGUCGCAGCAAAAACAGCCGCUUCUGCCGCCUGCACAGCCGCCUGGUGAAGGUGCGGGACCUUGGGCUGGGCUUCGAGUCGGAGGAGAUUGUGCGGUUCAAGUACUGCAGUGGGUCGUGCCAGCGAGCCCGCACCAACUAUGACUUGGCCUUGAGUAGCCUGCUACAGCAACGCACCAUCGUGCCUGGGCCUCAUGACCACCCUUCCUCCCACCCCUGCUGCCGCCCCACCCGGUAUGAGGACUUCUCCUUUAUGAAUGUGCGCAAUGCCUGGCAGACUGUGGACCAUGUCUCAGCAGCAGAGUGUGGCUGUGUGGGCUGAGGGGGCUGCCUACUCCGAGCUCGCAGUUUGUCACUGAGGCUGCAGCCAUGCCUAGGGCCUUGCUCCAUUUGUGGGGCAUGAGACACAGAGAGACACAGUCUGUGGUGGGGCUUUCCAGGUCAGGCAGAAGCAGCACAUGGACAAUAAGCAGGAGGAGAGCAUGAUGGCCACAGCUCGAAGGUGCCUGGGCCUUCAUCUCCACAUCUGUGGAACAUUUUCAUAGGGUACUUUCCUCAUAGCAGCAAGAUGGUGAGAUGGAGGCCAGCCAAGCCUUUGAGGACUGCAAACCCACACUGGGAGGAAUUCUCCCCUUUAGGGUUUGGUCCGUCAACCGUGUCGUGCAUUUGCUCACCCAUCAAGUUGCACCCUCCAGUGGAGAAGCAGCACUGGGAUUUCCCAUACCUUUACUCAAGGGAUGAAGGAUAGGGAUGUAGCCUGAAAGACCUGUGGUGCAAAUGGGUAGGUUCUUGAGCAUCAGUCCUUGCCACUUUGUCAGGCAGUGGAAAGAAUUGGCUGCUCGCUCAGGUCACCUGGCCCUGUCAAUUGCAAGGCUGAUGUUCUCUCCCACUUUAAGCCCCCAAACCUUUCCCUGAGCAAAUUGGUUUGCUCCAUCAGAGAGCAGAUGUAGUUGAACAUGAAGGACAGAGUCACAAUGCUUAGCAGCAGCAUCAGGGUCAACCUACAACUGGUGAGCUUGUGCUCUGACGGUCCAGCGAUUGCUACUGCUGUCAGUCUUGUGCUGGGAUGUUCGGCACAGUUGUUGAGGACUGAAUGGAGCACCUUCCUGGUUUUGUACUAAGAUGGUGGUAAUUCUUAGAAUCUUUGACCUGGUUUGGGGAGCUUCUCCUGGUGAGAACAAGCCCUUGGCAGAUGGGAGGCUGGUGGCUGGACCUUGUGGAGAUCGAGAAGCACAGCUGAUGGAAGUCUUAUGUUUCCACAGCGUAAUUAAGGCAUCUAUUGCUAUAGAAAAUGGUCUUAUCCUAUAAAACCAAUGAUGGUGUUAACAUCCUGGUUUGCAACAUUCCCUAACACACCAGCAGCAGCUUGGAGUUUGGCCACUACAGUUGCCAGGCCAACACUGGAAGCAGCAAUAGCCCCUGCCAAUCCCUGAGUCAGCCAUCACUUGGUGCCAGCAGGGUGGGGAACUCUCUGUCCUAGAAGUGACACUUUCUGAACAAAGUUAUUUAUUCUCUAACUUAUUUAUUUAUUUGUUUGAACCCCACUCCCCACCCUACCCACCCAGUGGCACCUAUUUAUGAUGCUGAGAGUCGGGCCUGGUGUACCAUUGAAAACGGGUGCUGAUGUUAUGUCCCGGUCUGUGACCAGCAGUUCCUACUCCCUUUUCCCUUCUUGGCCUGAUCAAAGGCAUUUCCUCUUUUUCCUUUCCUGAUUUUUAUAUUCUCUACCCUUUAUUUGCAUUUGAAUAAACUCUAUUUUUGUACAGCAGCAACUUCCUGUAGCAAUAAAGCCUGUUAAGGCAGUGAGAAAUUG
Messenger RNA from Podarcis raffonei (Aeolian wall lizard), 3752 nucleotides. RefSeq names its product artemin (gene ARTN). Gene Ontology annotation, molecular function: receptor tyrosine kinase binding; growth factor activity; glial cell-derived neurotrophic factor receptor binding. The transcript is spliced from 4 exons. The record is from RefSeq and is a predicted model, not a curated record. Bases 846 to 2261 code for a protein of 471 amino acids. Lineage: Eukaryota; Metazoa; Chordata; Lepidosauria; Squamata; Lacertidae.